Molecule: messenger RNA, 198 nt
Organism: Arabis nemorensis
Lineage: Eukaryota; Viridiplantae; Streptophyta; Magnoliopsida; Brassicales; Brassicaceae
Source: the annotation of a GenBank genome assembly
AUGGCCGACAGUGAGUGUUCGACCCAAGCCACCUUCAGGAACGAUGACGGGAAAUUGGGAAUCAGAGCCUUGUCACCACCUUUGUUGGAGCGGGGAUCAUGGCCGGCGAGGGGAAGGCGAAGAUUGGAUGGUCCCGAUAAAGUGAGUCGGGCUCGCAGCGAGGGAUUAGAAGAUGGACUCUUCAGCCUUUGGCCAUAG